GUAUCUCUCAGUCCUUAGGAGGUGUAACAGAUCUUGUUCCAUACUCACUGUUCUGUGCUUCACGUCAAAGCUCUCCUAGAUAGAUAAUGCUCUUCUACAUCGAUGAUCUUCCUGUCUAUUUUCCCUAUCCCAAAAUAUACCCUGAACAGUACAAAUAUAUCUGUGAUUUGAAAAAAGUCCUUGAUGUUGGUGGCCAUGCUGUGCUUGAGAUGCCUUCGGGCACUGGAAAGACAAUUUCCCUAUUAGCAGUCACUGUCGCUCACCAGAUGCACUACUCUGAACAUCGAAAAAUCGUCUAUUGCUCACGUACCAUGUCGGAAAUUGAAAAGGCUCUAGUCGAAUUGCACAACUUGAUGAAGUACAGAGAAAGCGAGCUAGGCUACGCCGAGCAAUUCCUAGGUCUAGGCCUAACAUCAAGAAAAAAUCUAUGUUUGCAUCCAACAAUCAAGAACGAAAGAAAGGGCACAGUUGUCGAUGAGAAAUGCAGAAGACUAACAAAUGGCCAAAACAAGAAAAAAAUUGAAAAUGGAGAUCUAGAUGUCUCUCUCUGUUCUUUCCAUGAAAAUAUGAACAGCAUUGAUCCAGGAAACUACAUCCCCUCAGGCAUUUACUCAUUUGAUUCUCUAUUGAACUACUGUCAAGAAAGAAAAACAUGCCCUUACUUUACUGUUCGUCGUAUGAUCCCCUUUUGUAACAUAAUCAUCUAUUCAUACCACUACCUACUAGAUCCAAAAAUUUCUGAAAGAGUCUCAAAAGAACUAUCAAAGGAUAGCAUCGUCAUAUUCGAUGAGGGUCACAACAUUGACAACGUCUGCAUUGAAGCCCUAUCGCUAGACAUAACAAAUGACACUCUAAAGAGAGCUACAAGAGCCGCUAAUGGUCUUAGUAAAGCAGUUAUAGAAAUUGAGAAAAAUGACUCAAAAAAAUUGCAAGAUGAAUAUGAUCAACUACUAGCCGGCCUAACUCAAUCAAAUAACGAAAAAAAUAACACUGUUCCCUUGUCAACUGACUUGAUACGAAAAGAGUUUCCAGGAACAAUCAUGAAGGGAAAAUACUUCCUUUCAUUUAUGAAAAGAUUUUUGGCCUAUAUCAAAGUUAGAAUGAAAAUUCUAAACACCAUCUGUGAAUCAACAGAAUCCUUUUUAAUCCACUUGAAACAACUAACCUUUAUUGAUAGAAAACCCUUGAAAUACUGCUCAGAAAGACUAUCCCUACUUGUAAGAAACUUGGAAUUAAACAAUAUCGAAGACUACACCGCCCUUAAAGAUAUUGCUACUUUUGCCACCUUGGUUUCUACCUAUGAAAAGGGCUUCCAACUAAUCAUAGAACCCUUUGAAACUGAUGAAGCAAAAGUCCCCAAUCCUGUUCUACACUUUGCUUGUCUUGAUGCCUCAAUUGCUAUGAAACCGGUUUUUCAAAAAUUCUCUUCUGUUAUAAUAACAUCUGGAACAAUAUCCCCUCUCGACAUGUACCCAAGAAUGCUUGAUUUUGAAACUGUUCUACAAAAAUCUUACUCAAUGACUUUGGCAAAAAAAACUUUCUUACCCCUAAUUGUAACAAAAGGCUCAGACCAAGUAGCCAUAUCUUCAAGAUUUGAAAUCAGAAAUGAUCUAAGUAUCAUUAGAAACUAUGGCUCAUUACUAGUUGAAUUUUCCCAAAUCACACCAGAUGGCUUGGUAGUCUUUUUUCCUUCAUAUCUUUACAUGGAAAGUAUCAUAUCAAUGUGGCAAAGCAUGGGUAUUCUUGAUGAAGUUUGGAAAUACAAAUUAAUACUAGUCGAGACUCCAGAUGCACAGGAAACUGCUCUAGCCCUACAAACUUAUAGAACCGCUUGCUCAAAUGGUAGAGGUGCAGUCUUGUUUUCUGUUGCUCGAGGAAAAGUGUCCGAGGGAAUUGAUUUCGAUCAUCAUUACGGAAGAACCGUUUUAUUAAUUGGAAUUCCAUUUCAGUAUACUGAAUCUAGAAUUUUAAAAGCUAGAUUAGAAUUUCUAAGAGACAAUUUUCAAAUUAGAGAAAAUGAUUUUCUUUCUUUUGAUGCGAUGAGACAUGGCGCCCAAUGCCUUGGUAGAGUAUUAAGAGGAAAGGAUGACUAUGGAGUAAUGGUAUUAGCAGACCGUAGAUUUUCUAGAAAGCGAAAUCAACUUCCCACUUGGAUUUUGCAAAGACUAUCCGAUGCUGAAACAAACUUAUCUACAGAUAUGGCUAUAUCUCAUGCUAAACAGUUUUUCAGAGAACAAGCCCAACCUAUGGAUCCAAAAGACCAAGAAGGUAUCUCUGUUUGGAAUUAUGAUCAAUUGCUUGAUUACCAAAAGUUACAGAGAAGAGAAGCGGGAAUUGAUUCAGAUGGAGAUUUUAAUAUGGAUGAACUUGAGUUAUUACCAGAUGAGGGAUUGACAAAAGAAGAACAAUUGGCAUUAGCAGACAUUUAGUCGAUUUUUUUUUAAAAUAAAAGAAUAUCUAUUGAUAAUUGAACAGAAAUAUUGACUUGUGUUAUUUUGUUUUAUAUAAAA
This is a messenger RNA of Ascoidea rubescens DSM 1968, 2510 nucleotides long. RefSeq names its product TFIIH/NER complex ATP-dependent 5'-3' DNA helicase subunit RAD3 (gene RAD3). The coding region runs from base 87 to 2429 and encodes 780 amino acids. Gene Ontology annotation, biological process: positive regulation of mitotic recombination; transcription by RNA polymerase II; nucleotide-excision repair. The transcript is spliced from 2 exons. NCBI's taxonomy places the organism in Eukaryota, Fungi, Ascomycota, Saccharomycetes, Ascoideales, Ascoideaceae. Gene Ontology annotation, cellular component: nucleus. Gene Ontology annotation, molecular function: DNA helicase activity; hydrolase activity, acting on acid anhydrides, in phosphorus-containing anhydrides; ATP binding. The record is from RefSeq and is a predicted model, not a curated record.